GAGCAAACUACAUGGAUAUGGCUUGCUGAGACUCUUUACUAUAAGAUAGCAUUUCAGUUUACACUUCUUGGAGUCUCAACUAAAACCCUUCAGCGUUGAAGCUUCUCUCUCAGAUUUCGUUUGUAUAGCUAUCACUCAGAAUGAAUACUCCAAUGGCCAAUGCCUCUUCCAUCACCCCCGGCUACAUACUGCCUCCUCCCCACCUCUAUCCUCGCCCGCCUAUGUCCUCCCAUAUCUCAGACUUCCACCUCACACUCCUACUUCCUGUUUUAACAUACUGGCUCACUGCUCUUUUCUGGUCCAUCAUCUCAUAUUGUGAUAUUUGGUCUAGCUACCGCAUUCACACACCCGCUGAACUCGAAAGUCGCAACCGUGUCACUGUCCCCCAAGUACUGCGCUCUAUCCUCGGACAACAGCUAUUCCAGACAGCAUGGGGGUUGUUCCUGGGCUAUUAUGUUCUUGGAACUCAGGAGAUGAUAGGGUCAGAGGAUUAUGAUAUCGCCAUGUGGGCGGAGAGGGUUGUGGAAGGAUAUUCCUGGAUACAGUGGAGCUUGAGAAUGAGCAUGAUGGGUUUGGGAUUGGAUCUCGCCAACUCAAAAGGGUCGUUGCAUCUUCCGAUUCGUGUUAACGUCACCACGUCUGAUGGAAGAAUCAUUGUAUGGGAAAUGAUACUUGCGCAAGUAAUAUAUAGGAUUCUUGCACCCGCAGUUCGAUUCGCGAUUUGCAUCUUCAUUAGCGACUCAUGGCAAUAUUUUGGACAUCGCGCCUUCCAUGAAAAUAGAUGGCUAUACCGAAAUAUUCACUCCUUACACCACCGUGUCAACGCGCCUUAUGCAUUUGCCGCAUUUUACAAUACUCUCACCGAAUCAUUUAUCAUGGAUACCUGCGGAAUCAGCAUCGCGUUUUACUUUUCCGGACUUCAUAUGCGUGAGGCUCUAGUCUUCUCCGUCAUCAGCGUAUUGAAAGGCGUUGAUGAUCACUGCGGAUACAGACUCCCUUGGGAUCCCAUCCAAUGGUUGGGCGAACAAGAUACUUCGUUUCAUGACAUCCAUCACCAGACUUGGGGUGCUACCACAAAUUAUUCGCAGGUUUACACAACAUUCUGGGAUCAUGUUUUGGGAACGAUAUCUAAAAAGACACCGGAGGAGAUAGAUGAGCUUUACAAGAAGGGAAAAGAGAAUGCGGAAAAGGCUAAGAAAGUCAAUUGAGAUCUACGAAUAGAGUAGAAUGAUGUGGAACGGGUUCAGAAGCCGAUGAUGGUGAAAUGGAGCUUGAAGUUUGAGAAAGAAAAAGUGGAUGGUGUGCAGACGAAGUCGUUGAACGUAUGAGUGGAUAAUUUUCCUUGCGUCUAAUUCCUGGUGAUGUUUUAUAUUUCAAGAUUUUCUGUACCAAAUAUGGGUUCUGAAAUACUUCUCUAUUGUAUUUUUCAGCUUAGUCCGUGGGAUGCAGGAUGAAUUUUAUUGAUUACACUACUCAAAUCUCGAAUACCGUCCAAGAAAUCGCCAGGAUGUUAGAUUUGGAUCUUCAAAUGCUUGUUCUUAUCUUACGUGUUCUGUGUGUGUCACAAUGAUGUGCAGCUGAAGUUGGAUUUCAAAAAUGCCGAUGUACUAUAAAAUCUCUCAAUAUCAAUGCCAAUAAAUGACGUACUGUGA
This is a messenger RNA of Botrytis cinerea B05.10, 1652 nucleotides long. RefSeq lists its product as hypothetical. The coding region runs from base 141 to 1208 and encodes 355 amino acids. The transcript has 4 exons. NCBI's taxonomy places the organism in Eukaryota, Fungi, Ascomycota, Leotiomycetes, Helotiales, Sclerotiniaceae. The record is from RefSeq and is a predicted model, not a curated record. Gene Ontology annotation, molecular function: iron ion binding; oxidoreductase activity. Gene Ontology annotation, biological process: lipid biosynthetic process.